Molecule: messenger RNA, 465 nt
Organism: Opisthorchis viverrini
Lineage: Eukaryota; Metazoa; Platyhelminthes; Trematoda; Opisthorchiida; Opisthorchiidae
Exons: 2
Coding region: 1-465 (154 amino acids)
Source: RefSeq, a predicted model, not a curated record
AUGAAAGGAUUCUUGCAUAGUCGGAUGAUGGUCACGUUCUCAGUGUUGGACAUUAAAGCGUUAGAGCGCGAAUCUACUGACCGGGAAGUCGGUUCGGACCCGACCCCUGCAUCCCCGAUUCUGCUGUCUAGGCCUGUGCAACCUAGCAGUAUCCAGCCCUCUGGCGAAAACAGAAAGGUUGCGAACCCUUUACUUGGCACGGAGUAUGAAGGAAAUCACGAAACGCUUGGUGCUGUCGGUGCUACUCCUCUUCCAGGAUGGGGACCGCGUGAUCCUUACUGUGCCUGGUUGGGGACACUACAAGAUAUGGCUGCCAACCGAUGUCAGUGGCGUUCCUGUUGUCAGUUUCUAUCCAGAUUACCUGAGGGAAUGUCUGGAGGUGUAGGCACCUCGGAAUAUUGUGUUAAGCUAAGUCCCUUCCCCGUCCACCUUUAUUCUUUUCUUUACAAUAAGGCUUUCAAAUAA